This is a messenger RNA of Mus musculus (house mouse), 2116 nucleotides long. RefSeq names its product testis expressed 13B (gene Tex13b). NCBI's taxonomy places the organism in Eukaryota, Metazoa, Chordata, Mammalia, Rodentia, Muridae. The record is from RefSeq and is marked validated. The transcript has 4 exons. The coding region runs from base 95 to 655 and encodes 186 amino acids.
GUGCGGUCUUGUGUUCCUGUCACUUCUGUCGCCCUUUGGUUUCAGGACUGCUCAUCUCACAGGGCCAGCCAAGCCCCUAGAGCACUCAGCCAUCAUGAAUUGCGAGGAUGUCACCACCGGGUUCCGCCAUGCCAGGGUGUUAAUGUUCAUCAACGAACAAAUGGCCAAGCACUCCAGAGGCCCGGAGUUCUACCUCGAGAACCUGACCCUGUCCUGGGAGGAGGUGGAGGAAAAGCUCAAUGUCCUCCUGGACGGUACCGAGGUGCCUCGGGAUGUUCAGGAAGCCUGUGCCUGGAGCAGCCUGGCCCUGGGGGUUCGCUUCGCUUUCAGGCAGGGCCAGUUGCAGGGGCGCAGAGUGCAGUGGCUGCACGACUUCGCCAGCCUGCACAGGUCAGCGGCGCAUGCCCUGGCAUUGGACCUGAAGAAGCUCACCGACCAGCACGAGAUAGAACGCAAGGAGGCGGCCUACCAGCUUCUUUUGGCCCACACUAAACUCGCAGAGGUGCAGAGAGAGCGAGACCUGAUGAGACUGAAGCUACUACACGCAAGAUUUGCCACCCAUAUGAGAGUUGUGCGAGACUACAGAGGAUGCCAGCACCAGGUACAAGCAAGAAUGUCUACAAUUAUACAGCCUCUUAACAGAAAUCGUCCCUAGUCCCCAGAGGGCAGAACCAGAGACAGAUCUGAACAGGAAACUUCUGCCAACUGCUCCAAGUCCUCAGGUAGAAGGAAGGCGAAGGACUGUAUCUGAUCCGGACUGAGACACAACUGGAAGAGUCCUAUCUCCCAGAGACUGUGAACCUGGAGAAUACGAAGCUGUUGUGGCCCAUGGGACACCUGUAGCAUCAGAAAUGUGACUUCGGGUUGUCUGUUAUUGGUGAGGAUACAGCUGCCUCCAGGAUUGCAGGCCAGAUCCCUGUCCUGCAAUUUUUUGAACACUCUUUGGGCUUGCUUAUCUCCCUCUACUGCAGGGUUUCCUAACCUCAUUGCACUUGACAUCUGGAUUCGGAUAGUUCUUUGCUGUGGGGUAGGAAGUCCUGUGUACUGUAGGCAGUGCGGCAAAACCAGAGUUGGGAACAACUAAGUUGGAAAUUGAAGGCCUUAGCAGUGUGGACAAAAACUCAAAUAGCCAAGGUCACAGAGGCUGAAGCUGGCAAAAGAAAAAAACAAAAACCACAGUUCUUUAAGACUGGUGUUUACUUUGGAUCUUCAAGAAGUUAGGGUGGUGGCAGAGUAGAAACCAAACGGUCAGGACUGAGGGGAACCUCUACCCUCUACAACAGUAGUUUCAACCUUUAAUGUUUCAUCUCAUGUGGUGGUGACCCCCAACCAUAAAAUUACCUUCACUGACUGGUACUUCAUAUCAUACUAUGAUGAAUUAUAAUGUAAAUACCUGUGUCUCCCAAAGGUCUUAGGUGACCCCUGUGAAAGGCUUGUUUGACCUCCAUAGGGGUCACAGCCCACAGGCUGAGAACUGCAGCUUUACAAGAACUCUAGGCUGCAAAGGGAAGGAGUACAGGAAGCGCCAUGGAUCCUACAGUGUUAGUUUGUCAGCUAGCCAACAUGCUUGGCAAACUAGAUUGGAUAAAAUCUCGAACAUGGCGUUUAAACUCUGAUAAAGGCAGUAAGAGUUAAGGUUAGGUACUUUUUGAGCAAUUUCCUCAAAGAUAAAACAUUGCAACCUGCAGGAAAGCUCAUGAAGACUCAGUAGUAGAAACGAGCCAUUAAAGGAGAAUGCUUUAAAUGAAAGAAACAAGAAAAAAGAUGGUCUUAUAUAGUGGAUGGGAGGACUAGCCAAUAGUAUUAGAAGGAAAACAACACGAUGAAAGGGACCAUUGUUUUGUGUAAGAUAAAAACACUUAAAGUUCUUAGGUAUGUGCAUGUAUGCUCUAUGUAAAUAUGUUACAAAUUUAUGUCUAUAAAAUCUGUAUUUCAGUAAGCAUUGAAAAGAUAUGGAAAAGAUAUUUAGUGAACAGGCAGGGAACAGAAGGCAGUGUGGUAUGGGGGGUAUAGAACAGAAUACAGCCAAGUUUGAAUAAAAGGUUUUUCUUUAUGUACUUCUGUGUUUUGAAAGUAAUAAGGUGUUUACAAAAAUAAAAGUUAUUUACCCACUUGA